AUGGACAUGUCAGAGGCAAAGUACGAGAACCUCCACCUCGAGGACCACGACCGCGAUGAUCGGAGCAGCACCGAGGUCGAGGAGUCGCUUAUCGGCAGCGGGGAGCAUGACAAGGGUUACGUGAGGGACUUCCAGAGACCGGCGGCGAGGAGGAGGAACAGCUGUCUGAGCAUGCUCAAAGCUUCGCGGUGGUUUGUCGACACGAUAUUGCUGCUCAUUAUCUUGGGGUUGUUGGUGAAGGACCGCAUGGACAAGCCGCCGACGAAUACCCUGGACUUUGGAGGCGAUUUGACGGGCGUCAGUGGCAAAUUCUCUCAGCAGAUCAAGACUUUUGCACCGGAUUACGAGGGCAAGUAUGCCCCGAACGACACGUCAAAGUUCUUCACCGACGAGGUUUUGAACAACUGGAACGAGCUUAUGCCCUGUAAGUACGGCAUGGGUUUCCAAUGGGUCAAUGAUACCCACAAGUACCACGACCUGCCUACUCCCAUCGUCUGGCCCGAGAAGACUGUCUUUACGACCUCCAUCACUCACCAGCUUCACUGCUUGUUCGCCGUCGUGCAGACCUACUCUGGACUCACUUCCGGCCAUGAGAUCCCUGACGACCACCACUGGCACAUGAUUCACUGCUUCUCAUACCUGAGACAGACCAUCAUGUGCAGCGCCGAUAUGGCGUUGGAGGGUCUCGAGACGACUUUCCCCGACCACAAUGGUGGUUCCGACGGUUGGGACUCGAAGCAUGUGUGCAAGGAUUAUAAUCAGGUCAAGAACUACUUGGAGAGCGUCAGGGCGUACGACGAUAGAGAAAUCUUUUAA
Molecule: messenger RNA, 816 nt
Organism: Colletotrichum truncatum
Lineage: Eukaryota; Fungi; Ascomycota; Sordariomycetes; Glomerellales; Glomerellaceae
Source: RefSeq, a predicted model, not a curated record